AUGUUCAGGUCCUAUCGAUACCAUCCGCACUACUCCCAGAACGUCCGCGGGGGUUUCCGUUCGUUAACUUACAGCCAUAGCAUCGAUCCGAACAAGCCGAUAUGUAUGAAUGACAUUGACGGUGUCUGUACUGACCCAAAGUGCAAGAAAGGUCAACAUUGGAAUAAGAUGGGGUUGAGUGACGACAUGAUCCUUGUUCAGCUCGGGACAAAGAACCCCGGCCAGACCGAAGACGAACGCAAGAAAUGGACCGAAGGACUCAAGGAGGUGGUAAAGGUCCUUCGACAACGCGGCGUAAACGAUCCGGAAUUAGUUGCGAAAGAAAUCGCAAACUACCGACGACGAUUUCUCGGCGAUGAGACACGGGUCUUGAACUUAUGA
Messenger RNA from Eremomyces bilateralis CBS 781.70, 381 nucleotides. RefSeq lists its product as uncharacterized. The record is from RefSeq and is a predicted model, not a curated record. The transcript is spliced from 2 exons. The coding region runs from base 1 to 381 and encodes 126 amino acids. NCBI's taxonomy places the organism in Eukaryota, Fungi, Ascomycota, Dothideomycetes, Eremomycetales, Eremomycetaceae.